Molecule: messenger RNA, 924 nt
Organism: Exophiala spinifera
Lineage: Eukaryota; Fungi; Ascomycota; Eurotiomycetes; Chaetothyriales; Herpotrichiellaceae
Exons: 2
Coding region: 1-924 (307 amino acids)
Source: RefSeq, a predicted model, not a curated record
AUGUCUGACUUCCAUGAGACGGUCGACACUGAGAUCUUCGGGACUCAUCUUCCCUCCCCUCCAGAGACCGGAACUGAAAAUCCCCUCUCAACACGCUCGACACGACUCGAGGAUGAGAAACCGAUAGUAUAUCCCAGUAGUGCUGGUGAUGAGGGGCUUUUUCAAACGGCAACGCCAGUUGCAGUGAUGACCGAAGUUAGCUGGCUGGAUCCAAAUCGACCACUUCCAAAUCAAUAUGUCUGGGAUCAAGGUACUGUUGAUCUCAUGCCACCAUACGAUAUGAGUAUCCUCGCUGGCAGCUGGAAUCCAGCAUCAAAUCUACCAGCAUUUUCACAUCUAAAACCUACCUUCGAUUUACAAAACAAUCCUGAAGACAGCUUUUUGUAUGAAAAGGGUCUUCGCUGUAUUGCUUAUGGCCAGGACUUACCACCGAUAUGCGAAGAUUUCGAAGACGACUUUUCGGAUGAAGAGGGUGUUCCCUGUAUCGCUCAAGGCAAAGGCCUACCUACACGCGAAGAUCUCGAGAUUAUGGACAGGCACCUUCCUUUCCGCGGCCGCCCGCUGGAGGCACCGGAGCUUUUCGUAUCAGCAGACUACCGUGACAAGCAUCCAUUGUGUGGGCCCAAUGAUGAUCGUAUUUAUCUAAACCAUGGGAGUGAAGUGGAGAAUUUGUCUGGCUCACCAAAAAACCGGGAUCAAGCAAAGUCUAAUCCUCCACGACCGAUCUUGGAGAUCUUCCGAGCCGAGGAGGGAUGGCGUCCGGCACCCAAAGGGAUGUUUACCACAUGGGAAUUUGGAGCUGUGGGGGAGCGUCUCCUCCCGCCAACGCUGCCAAAUCCCACGAGUGAUGACGCUGGAACGCCCAAAGUCUCCGUCGCCAAGCUGGACACGAGAUCAGAAUUGUGGGAGCCGUACGAUAUAUGA